AUUGUAAAAGUAAGUGGCAAAAUGAAAUAUUUUUUACUUUUUAUAUUAAUGAUGUCCAUUAAAUUAAGCUUAAGUUAUUACGUAAGAUAUUUAUUAUGCUCCCAUACUAAUUAUUUUCUACACUUUUUUAACCAUAAUGAAAGAUUUUUGUUAGAAAUCGAAAAUAAUAAAGAUUAUAUCACAAUCGAAAAUCUUAUGAACUAUGGUAAGGCACUGCAAACACACAGUAAAGUAGUUAUGAUAUUUUUGAAUAACUUAACAAACUAUAAUUCAAAAGGGUUUCCUUUUACUUUGAUCACAGUAAAUAUGUACUUAAAUAACGUUUCUGACUCCUUAAAUAUGAUUGUACAAAAUGACGAUGAAAAAAAUGAUGCUCAAAAAUUAUUAGAAGGCUAUAAAAGUAUUCACCUUGCAAUUAAAGAAGAACUAACAGAUUACAUAAAUGGACAUUGUAAAAACAUAUCAUUUAAUGAUAAUAUGGUUAGUAGCUAUUUUCCAAUGAGUGAAAUGAAAUGUACUGCUAUUAAUCCAUUAAAAACAAAUGAGAAUCUCAAGAAUAAAAUACUAAAGACGUUUAAAUCAAUAGUAAAAAGUAAUUCAUACAAAAGUUUUCAUCCAAAAAAUAUUUUGUUUUACGAUAUAAUGACCCAACAGAUUCUCACCAACAAAAAUAAUAUAAAAAUAGAUAGUAGUCAACGCAUAGAAUUAAAUCUACUUCGAUUCACUCCACUUAACUUUAAAUGCUCUAAUGGUACUCGAUUAACUAUACAAGACAUAUUUGAGUAUAUGAAAUAUGAUUUUAAUUCUAAGGAUGUUUAUCCAUACAUAAAGAUGGUAAUAAUUGCAACGUUUCGACCAAUAGCUAUUCUUAUUCGCAACUUUUUAACUUUAAUUCAAGUUGCAUCUUCAGAAUAUUCCGAAAGCGUAAAAUUUUGGAUAAAACCAACACUAAUUAAAAUGGGUCAAAAUAUAAUCAAUUAUGUAAUAGAUGUUCUUUCUCUCCCCAUGUACAAGUAUAGGCGGUCAUAUCUGCAAAACGAAAUCUUAGUAACAUUUUGUAAUGCCUUAAAAAAUUAUAUUGAUAAAAUAAUGUUAUCUGAAAUUGAUAUUAAGUAUAAUAAUAUGAUAAUUAAAUCACUUUCAAAUUAUUUAAAAAAAAAUAAAUUACACUUUACAAGCAAUAUAACUUUAACCAAUGAACUUAUAACUCAAAGUAAUGCUGAUGAAAUAAUAAUUGAGUUAGAAAAUAUCAUGAAAAAAGUCGAAAUAUAUAUAAACGAUUUGAAAAAAUGGAACGACUCUUUUGAUUUUAUUGUAAAAAGUUUUAAGAUUCGAUAUUAUAAUAUUGCAAGUUUUAGAAAUUUUAUUGAUUUCAAAGUUAUAGAUCGUAUUUGUAAUACUGAAGCACAUUCUGAAAUAUACAACGCUAGUACGAAUGAUAAUAAUAAAAUCGAUAUAGGAUGUUAUACAGAUAAAGAUGACGUGAAUGAUAGUAUUAUAGAAUUAAACUUAGAGAAUCUAAAUGAUAAAGGCGAUGAAAAUAAUAUGGAUACAAAUGGUUCUUUUGAAUAUCAAUCAAAGUAUAAACCUCUUUACAUGAUUGAUUAUUGGCCAUACAAUUUAUAAAUUAAUAUAAAUAAUACUUUUUUUAUAAAUGUUGUUAUUACUUAUCUACAAAGCUUUUAUUUUUUCCAUUUUAAAAAUUCAAGAUGAAUUUUGAAUAUAUAAAUCUCAUGUAUGUUGUGUUUUUAAAAAUAAGGAGUGAUAAGGAGUUAUAAGGAGUGAUUCUAAAUAGCUAUUAUUAGUCAUAAAUCAAAGAAUAUGUAACUAAA
Messenger RNA from Daktulosphaira vitifoliae (grape phylloxera), 1832 nucleotides. RefSeq lists its product as uncharacterized. The transcript has 2 exons. Bases 22 to 1626 code for a protein of 534 amino acids. NCBI's taxonomy places the organism in Eukaryota, Metazoa, Arthropoda, Insecta, Hemiptera, Phylloxeridae. The record is from RefSeq and is a predicted model, not a curated record.